Messenger RNA from Saccoglossus kowalevskii, 1659 nucleotides. Its product is annotated as ER membrane protein complex subunit 8-like. The record is from RefSeq and is a predicted model, not a curated record. Lineage: Eukaryota; Metazoa; Hemichordata; Enteropneusta; Harrimaniidae. Gene Ontology annotation, cellular component: EMC complex.
AUGGUUGUUCACAAAGCAACUCCAGACACAUUUGAAACUGUAUUGAUGGAAUUUGACAACGAAUCAACACGACGUGAAGUGACUGUCGGGAAAGACAUUGUCAAAACAACAUCGGAACUAAUUGAAACAGGGAACAAAAUGGCUCAGAAAUCAGUUAUUGUUACUCAGCAGAGGUACAUUAUUCCGGUGUAUAUUGAUGAUAAUGGACCAAAUUGUCAAUACCAAGCCUUCAGAGGAGCAAUGAAAUACGCGAUUCAAGAAAACCUAACUCUCGUAGAAAUGUUUUUCUUUAACCAUUGGACAGCGGGUAAAUCUUAUGAAGGUAUACAAUUCCUCAAUGAAACAUUUCAAGAAGAUAAAAUAAGAGAAAUUGUGGACUUGAUCAGUGUUGACAAGUUUCGAGAAAUGUGUAAUCAAAGAGUUGACAAAGUUAUAUUUACUGGUGGGUGUGAAUUGUCUGGAAAGUUGAGAGAAACGUACACGACCAUACGAAACAGGUUUGUUUCAUCAUAUGAUAUACAUCUCCCAAAGAUUCAGAAACAUUCAAUAAUACAAGCGAAUGGGGAAGCUUUUCUAAAUGUCUCUGAUGGGAACGAGUGUCUGGCGCUGUUUGCGCCGGGCAGGUUUUGCAAAGUAUCGGUACCAAAAAAGCUUGAGAAUGAAAUAGAUUUACAUUUAUUGAGAACCAAAGAAAUCGUCCGUUUAGCAGACGUAAUCUCGGAAAGAAUAUGUGAUGGUGGUCCAUAUUUAGCAAUGCACUGGAGGAACAAGACAGGUGAACAAUGUGCGCACAGACACAUACAAUGUUACAAGAGAAUGGCUAUAAGCAAAACAGCUUCUGUAGUGGCCGAACAUGUUAAACAAUUUAUGAAUCAAAGAAACCUACAAUGUGUAUAUGUAGCAUUUCCUCCAUUUAGCGUAGAAAUUAUAGAAAGGUUGAAUGAUGCAAAUGUUGUCAACCUUGUUACAAGAGAGAAUAUAACACGCCUAUCGUAUCCAGUGAAAAUCCGAGAUGAGAUAAGAUUAGAUAACUACCAUGUUGCACUUUUGGAGCAAGAAAUCUGUAGUCGAUCAUCGGUGUUCUUAUAUUCUGGUUCUUCGUCGUUUUCAAGAAUGAUUGAUGCAUACUGUAGAAGUGUUGGGUUAGUUAUAGCUGGUUAUUAUCAAGGAAAUGAACACAUAUAUGAUUCAACGUUAAAUCCAAUAGCAUUGAAGAUAGUAGACAAGAUUAAAGACAAUUCUGUAGAUGCAUGUUUGUUUAUGAUUGAUAACCAAAAAAUGUCCUCAAGCUGUAGUGAGGUAGCAUUGAAAUUAUUCACGUUUAAUGAAAAUAAAAGUGAGUGGAAACAAAAAGAAAUGGAAUCGAGCGUUGCACUCGAAGAUGAUGAGAAAUGCCUUGCAGUAUCAGCUGAUUUAUUGAGAUCAAAAUUAUACAGAGAUUUAUCUGAUUUUGAUAAUCAUUUAGAUGAUAUUUCAUUAGAUUGGUUAAAUCCAGAUAUUAACAGUCUUAUUAAUCAGUGUUUAUAGUGAAUGUUACAUUUUGUAGUAAUACUACCUCCAUGUUGUCAAUGUAUUAUAACGUCACUUUCCUUUCUGUAUUUUUUUUGUACCUGCCAAGCACAAAGUCUUCUGUAUUAAAGUAGGUACCAACAAAAAAAA